UCCACUUGCUUCUGCCAUGCUUUAGCAUUAAAUGCGGCUACCAAUUGCUGACUACCCGUUCGGAUAGCACGUUCGGUGUGCGGGACCCCCUUGAAGGUAUUUGAUGUUAGUACUUCGUUAAUCGUCUCAAGUGGACAAAUCCUCCCGAAUACCGUCGGGAAGUCUUUGAUCCUUUCGUUGGGCCCCCUUUACGCUUCAGGCCAGGUGUAUUGGGCUUGGGCCCAAUACCCCAACAGAAGGUAAUGAAUGAUUUCACUUUCCUGAAAAUUUUUGCUCUUUCUCAGGCUAAUAGACAGGUUUGGACAUGGGGUUAGACCCGUCUUUGCGGGCCGAGCCGGACCCGUCCACACGUGAUGGGCAGAAAAUUUAUUAAAAGUCUGACCGGAGCCCGAGCCUGAGCCAGAGCCGAACCUUUUGGGCAGGUCUACACGAUACCUAUUUGCUAAAAAAAUUCACGAUACCUGCACGUCUGCCUCACUGCUGAUUCUACUUCUUCCAUUUAGGAUUCAAAAUUUUACCCUUUACCGCCAUUAGGGAAUUGUGGGAUUUUAAGGGGUCUAGCAAUUAGAGACCUGGACGACUGGACAGCAGCGUCAGGCAGCGCAGGGCCCGGACCGCCAGACGGAUUGACGGAAUCGCUAAGGCGCGCGACAGGGCUCAGGAGGCCGGGAGUAGCCGAGCUGGCGAGUAGGCUGUAGGCGAAUUCAGUUCACUCAGUUAAGGACUUCAGGUCAUACUAGCGGGCACAAGCGCACAACGAAGCAGUAAAGCAGCUCCAAUUUCAGCUUUUUACCGCACGGAGUAUUCUAAAGUUUGCUGUUUCCCGGCACUGUAUUUGUUCCCGUCCCUGGCUAGGCCGAGAGGCCCGAAAUAUGUAUGCUCUUUGUAUGUGGCCAGUCACACGCCAUGUGAAGUGGUGUCCUACAAUUGUCACUGUAUCGUCCUCCUGAUUUUGUGCCAGGGUCUGGCAUGUCCCUGCUUCAUAGCUAUGCACUACAUCGAAAGUUGCAGGUUUAUGCUGUAUCCGGAUGUAUCAAGAAGGCUAUUGAGGCAUUGAGUUCUAUGAGGUGCGUCUCCUGGAAGCCUACUGUUCAUGAUUAUAAUUCAUUAAUUUAUUGCAACAUGAGGUCAAAAUUUGUAUCCAUAGAUGAAAUAGUAGAGGUAUAUUUGGGAAUGAAGAGAUUUGGGCCUUCCCCUAAUGCAAUUACAUUUAACACCAUGCUGAAUGGGCUGAUCUCAUUGGGGAGGUUGAGAGAUGCAAUUUGGAUAAGCAAGGAUAUGCGGGAAAUUGGCUUCUUACCAUCAUUUAGUAUGCUAUCCAAGUUGUUGAAGAAAUCAUUUAUUUUGGGCAGUUUGAGUGAUUCGUUCAGCAUUUUUGAGUUUAUGUUGAACUUGGGAUGUAUUCCUACAGAACCAUGUUUGGUGAAAUUAUUUGUUGCUCUCUGCAAAGAUGAUCCAAAUAUUCCUCCAACAGCUUUUGUUGUUCUCACUGUUCUUUUAAGCAAAAAGGAUUGUUUCCAAGGAUCACGUGACUUUAACCCUAUAUUCUGGGCAUUAUGCAAGUCCAAUCAUAUUGAUUAUGCAUUAGCCUUUCUUUGCUAUUUAAAAAAGAUGGGGUUUAGAUGUGAUGUUUACUCGUACACCGCAUUAGUUUAUGGGUUUUGUAGGAAGAAGUCGUGGAAAGAAGCAUUUGAAUGCUUAGAUGAGAUGGAAGUUGAAGGGCAUGAGCCUAAUGUGAUAACAUAUACUAUUGUUAUAAAGUCUCUCUCUGAUGAUGGGAAACUUAAAGAAUCAUUGGACCUAUUGAAGAUGAUGGAAGAAAUUAAGGGAUGUAGUCCAGACUUGGUUACAUAUAAUGUUGUUCUCCGAGCACUUUGCCAACACAAUAGGCGACACUUCAAGAUAGGCGAGCUUGUCCAAAUUAUUGAUGGAAAAGGGUUCACGCCUGACCAAUAUACUUAUGCUGCUAUAGCGGUUGGUUUGUUGAAAAGGAGAAAAUUAAGUGUAGCCGAAAGGCUCAUUCGUCGAAUUAUUUCUUCAAGUUGCUGCUUUGUCGAUGUUGUGAUAUAUAAUAUAUACUUGAAUAUUUUGUGUAAAGGUAACAGAACACAAGAAGCACUCUCUAUGGUGAAUAACAUGACGGGAAUAGGCUUCAGUCCGACGAUUGUGUCCUACAACACGAUAUUGAAAGGAAUAUGCAAUGAGAAACAAAUUGAUGAAGCUAUGGAGAUUUUUUACCAGAUUGGUUGGCCCGUAGAUUUGAUUUCCUUCAAUACAUUGUUGGCUGCUGCAUGUGAACAAGGAGAUUCCACAAUAAUACAAAGGAUCUUAUACAUAAUGGAAUAUGAAGGGUUUGAACUCGAUGUAGUGAGUUCAACUUGUUUGAUUCUGUAUUUUUGCAAUGCUUUAGAGAUCACACCGUUUGUGAAAUUUUUAGAUCAUGUAAUUGGUGAAGGCUUUCAUAUUAGUAUAGGGACAUUUAAUGCUCUCAUGAGCAGCCUGUGCAAGAAGAGAUUAGUUGGAAAAGCAUACACUAUAUAUUCAUAUUUUAGAAGUAAAGGGAUUUCACCAGAUGUCACAACUUAUGAUAUUCUUCUUCGUGGGUUGAUAAAAGAAAGGGAUUAUUUUCUUGUAGAUAAGUUGUUAUGUGAUAUGUGCGAGCAGAAAUUAAAGCCUGAUGUUUUCACAAACGGGGUCAUGUAUAGAUUUUGUAAAGAAGGCAUGUCUCCUUUUGACCUUCAAUUGAGGUAUCAUAUGCAUGAAAAUGGGAUCAACCAGACUGAGCAAACUUACUUUAGCUACGGAUAGGUCCAGUUGUGGCAGGUAUGGCGUAAAAGAACAGAAAAUGAGUUUUGGGAUGUUUGACCUGGUGGCCCUAUUAUCUGGAUGUCCUUCAGUUUCCCAUGCUUAGUGCAUUGGAGGUCAAAGAAAUUCGAACGUCCUCUAUAUGGAAUUGGAGUAAAUGGAUAAUAAAUACAAGUGUUCACUUAUUUCAGGACCCUAGACCGUUUACUCAUGUGAUAUCUCUUCAUUGAGAUGGGAAGUAUACAGAAAAAUUUCCCAAAAUGGUUUACAAGGACGAUAAAUUAUGCAUAAUGCUUGUGAAUGCCGCACAGUAAAACAGCUCUGCAUAAGAUCCAAGCAGCCUUGCCUAGGUAUUUACUAGAAGUUUGUCAACAUAUGCCCUAAGGCUCUCAAUUGGUAUUAAUCAAUGUAGUGGACAUUCAGUUGGGAUUUCAAUUCGAUGAAACGAGUUUGGGAAUUCUUAUGUUCAGCAAUUGGGAGUGUCGCCUUUUCUUGUAAGAAUCUCUAAGCUGGGGUCUGGUUUUUCCACUGUCACUUGGAGCUGCACACAGGUUGGGGGCUGAAAACAACAUUUGUAGUGGAAGAUGGACCGAGAUCAGAUCAAAAGGUUCUGCCUCCACCAAAGGAUCUUCCACAGUUCCACUGUGCUAAUGAUAAAACAUUCACAGCUUAUUAAUGUCCCAUCAUAAAAAAAUCACGAGGCAUCUUGAUUCUUGUGGUUGAAGAUCCCCCAAAUUUGAGGCAAAUAUAGAAAAAGUUAUUAUGCGUGUAUGCAGUUGAGAAACGUUGUGAAAAACAAUGUAUUUAAUUUUUAAUUAACUUGAAAAUGUGAUAAAAGUCCAAAAAUGAAAAGGCAAUUGUUUUCAUCUUUUCAUUGGACAUUUCUAGCUUGGUAACUGUAAACUGUGGAGUAUCUGUAUUGAUUACCUGGGUGGCUGGGUUUUUAGUCUAG
Cuscuta epithymum is the source of this 3757-nucleotide messenger RNA. The record is from the annotation of a GenBank genome assembly. Lineage: Eukaryota; Viridiplantae; Streptophyta; Magnoliopsida; Solanales; Convolvulaceae.